AUUCCGCGUUUCGAUUUGAGGAACCAUUGAAAUGAAUUGCUUUGCUUUGCUUAGCUUAGCUUAGCUCUGCUACUUAUACAAAAGUAACAAAACGCAGUGUCGUUGUUGACAAGGAUUCAAUGGGUUGUGUGACUUCGAAGGAUGCGGUGUUGGUGACGCCAACAAUUGACCUCUCGGGCGUGUUUCGGAGCAAUGCGGUGGUGAACGAGUCGGAGAAAAAGAAGAAGAAGAAGAAGAAGACUGAGUCAUGUAGAGCGAGUCAGAGCGAAAUCGGUGAGUCUGGUAGAGCGAGUUCCAAUGCCGUUGUUGCCUGCGAGACCUUGAGCUUCAGGUUAGGGGACCUGAACAAGUACGUGCAAGGCGAACACGUGGCAGCUGGCUGGCCGGCUUGGCUCAGCGCCGUCGCCUGCGAAGCCAUUCACGGCUGGGUUCCGCUACGCUCCGAUGCCUUUGAGAAACUCGAGAAGAUAGGGCAGGGUACGUAUAGCAAUGUUUUUCGAGCGAGGGAGAUUGAGACGGGGAAGAUAGUGGCAUUGAAGAAGGUGCGUUUUGAUAAUUUUGAGCCAGAGAGUGUGAGGUUCAUGGCACGGGAAAUAAUGAUUCUGAGGAGGCUUGAUCAUCCAAAUAUCAUAAAGUUAGAGGGUUUGAUUACUUCGAAAUUGUCAUGUAGCAUAUACCUUGUGUUUGAGUACAUGGAGCAUGACAUUACAGGGCUCUUAUAUACUCCUGAUAUCAAGUUUACUGAACCACAGAUUAAGUGCUAUAUGAAGCAGUUGUUAUCUGGUAUUGAGCAUUGUCAUUCGAAGGGUGUGAUGCACCGUGAUAUCAAGGGAUCAAAUCUUCUGGUGAAUAAUAAAGGGGUUUUGAAGGUGGGGGAUUUUGGAUUGGCCAAUUUCUCUAAUUCUGGGCUGAGGCAUCCCCUCACUAGUCGUGUUGUUACUUUGUGGUACCGUCCUCCGGAGCUUUUGAUGGGUUCUACUGAUUAUGGUCCAGCUGUGGAUAUCUGGAGUGUUGGCUGCGUCUUCGCGGAGCUACUUGUUGGGAAGCCUAUACUUCAGGGGAGAACUGAGGUUGAACAAUUGCACAAAAUUUUCAAGCUUUGUGGCUCCCCACCUGAUGAAUUCUGGAAAAAGACUAAACUUCCUCAUCCAACUUUGUUUAAACCACAGCAACCAUAUGAUAGUUGCCUCCGAGAUUCCUUUAAAUAUUUGCCUGCCGCUAGUGUAAAUCUGCUACAAACUCUUCUUUCUGUCGAACCAUACAAACGUGGGACUGCUACAUCUGCUCUCUCAUCAGAGUAUUUCAAAACAAAACCUUAUGCAUGUGACCCAUCAAGCUUGCCGAUAUACCCACCCAGCAAGGAAAUUGAUGCAAAACACAGGGAGGAGUCAAGGAAAAAGAUUGGUGGACGAGUUCGUGGAACUGAAACAAGGAAAUCAUCAAGAAAGUCAGUCCAAGCAGAGGAUUUGGCAAGUCAAACUCAGACUUCCCAGAAGGUCAGUGAUAGACCUGCCCGCAUCCUUAAAGAAGGGAAGACUAACAUCGGAGAGGAGGCACCAAAGCCAUCCGUUGAUAAACCUGAAGAUGCUUCCCAUAUGAAGAAUGCAUCUCAAGGAGAUAUUCCCUUCUCUGGACCAUUACAGGUUUCAACCUCAAGUGGCUUUGCAUGGGCAAAAAGCCGGAAAGAUGACACUUCAAUUCGAUCCCAUUGUCGAACUAUGUCAAGAGGACAUAUUUUCAAUCCAUCAGAAGCUUCCACACUGAAUUCAAGGAACAAUUUGGAUACCAUAAACCAGGAAAAUAAGGAGUUUUGUGGGGGACGCACCAACUCUAGGGACCAUGACCUAUUUGAAAUUUCUAAGCUUCCAAUGCAGAAUCAAUGGAUUAAGUUUGAGCGUCCAGAUUCAUUUGAUGCUUCUGAUGAGUACCACUCGCAAGAACUGUCUAUGGCGCUUUAUCAUAGAGAAGAUUCAGUAUCCAAGAGAAGUAAUCCGUUUUACCAGGAUCAAGGAGAAAAAGUUGAUUUUUCGGGACCCCUACUAUCUCAAAUGCACACAGUUGACGAGCUAUUAGAAAAGCAUGAGCGUCACAUCCGGCAAACUGUCCGUAGAUCAUGGUUUCAAAGAGCUAAGAAGCUUGGGAAGUAAAUCGAGUAAUUGCAAGGGUGUUUUCUCUGGAACGGCGUAGACCUUGAACAUCAUAUCAAAAUUAUACAAAUACUUCUGAGAAGUCCAUCUCCAUUUCAACUUUCAAUUUAUAGAAAUCUGAGGGCUGCUGCAAAGAAAAGAAUAUAGGUUGGAGUUCACUGUUUUGGUCAAUUAUAGAUAAUUUUUUCUGAUGAUCUAGACUCAUCCCCUCUUCUUGCCUUUGCUAAUUGUUAUUAUCUACUUGCAAGUCUCAUCUGGAAAUUGUAUAUAUUGCAUCUGGCUUGAGGGUAUAGUCUAGUCACCGUCAUUAUUCGAUUUUUUUUAGGCUUCAAAGG
Molecule: messenger RNA, 2482 nt
Organism: Gastrolobium bilobum
Lineage: Eukaryota; Viridiplantae; Streptophyta; Magnoliopsida; Fabales; Fabaceae
Product: protein IMPAIRED IN BABA-INDUCED STERILITY 1-like
Exons: 9
Coding region: 120-2147 (675 amino acids)
Biological process (GO): positive regulation of transcription elongation by RNA polymerase II; protein phosphorylation
Cellular component (GO): cyclin-dependent protein kinase holoenzyme complex; nucleus
Molecular function (GO): ATP binding; RNA polymerase II CTD heptapeptide repeat kinase activity; cyclin-dependent protein serine/threonine kinase activity
Source: RefSeq, a predicted model, not a curated record